Molecule: messenger RNA, 2599 nt
Organism: Drosophila ficusphila
Lineage: Eukaryota; Metazoa; Arthropoda; Insecta; Diptera; Drosophilidae
Gene: polo
Product: serine/threonine-protein kinase polo
Exons: 5
Coding region: 268-2001 (577 amino acids)
Biological process (GO): regulation of cytokinesis; protein phosphorylation; mitotic cell cycle
Cellular component (GO): nucleus; cytoplasm; centrosome
Molecular function (GO): ATP binding; protein serine/threonine kinase activity; protein binding
Source: RefSeq, a predicted model, not a curated record
GUAGCACUACUCCUUUUGGCAUUUAAAAAAUAUCAAACGGUUCCGGCGCGUUGUCCGCUUUGUGCUUGAUUUUCGUGCAUUCGAUGGGCAAAAUCGAGAAUUAAACACCGUUUCUCUAGCAAAUAGUGUGGAUCUCCGUUGAAGUGGCCAAAUCAGCCGUUCGUUUGUGGGAAAUCGAGGCUAAGAACGAGAAGGAAUUUUCGCAACUCCAGGCGAAACGACGCCAGUGCAAAAGGGAGCCCAAAAAAAGAAAGAAAGGAGAACAAGAUGGCCGCGAAGCCCGAGGAAAAGAGCACGGAUAUUCCGGAACGCUUGUUCGACUCCAACCAGCGCAAAACCUACAAGCGCAUGCGCUUCUUUGGCAAGGGCGGCUUUGCAAAAUGCUACGAGAUCAUCGAUGUGGAGACCGACGACGUCUUCGCUGGAAAGAUUGUGUCUAAGAAGCUGAUGAUCAAGCACAAUCAAAAGGAGAAGACCGCACAGGAGAUCACCAUACACCGCAGCCUUAACCAUCCGAACAUUGUUAAGUUCCACAGCUACUUUGAGGAUGUCCAGAACAUCUACAUUGUACUGGAGCUGUGCAAAAAGAGAUCCAUGAUGGAGUUGCAUAAGCGCAGGAAAAGCAUCACAGAGUUCGAGUGCCGAUACUACAUUUACCAGAUCAUUCAGGGCGUAAAGUACCUACACGAUAACCGCAUCAUCCAUCGCGAUUUGAAGCUGGGUAACCUCUUUCUCAACGAUCUGCUGCACGUGAAGAUCGGCGACUUUGGCCUGGCCACGCGCAUUGAUUACGAGGGCGAAAGAAAGAAGACCUUGUGUGGCACGCCCAACUACAUUGCUCCGGAGAUCCUCACCAAGAAGGGGCACUCGUUCGAGGUGGACAUCUGGUCGAUUGGCUGCGUUAUGUACACGCUGCUGGUGGGCCAGCCACCAUUUGAGACCAAGACACUGAAGGAUACUUACUCGAAGAUCAAGAAGUGUGAGUACCGUGUACCCAGCUACUUGAGGAAGCCGGCGGCAGACAUGGUCAUUGCCAUGUUGCAGCCAAAUCCGGAGAGCCGCCCGGUGAUUGGCCAGUUGCUGAACUUUGAGUUCCUCAAGGGCUCCAAGGUGCCUAUGUUCUUGCCCAGCUCUUGUCUGACGAUGGCACCGCGUAUCGGCAACAACGACAUUAUCGAAGAAUCGAUGAUGCAUCGCAAACCGCUGACGGAGAUGAAUGGCGUCCGACCCGACGACACCCGUCUGGAGUCGACGUUCCUGAAGGCCAAUUUACACGACGCCAUCACCGCCUCGGCACAGGUUUGCCGCCACAGCGAGGACUAUCGCAGCGAUAUCGAGAGCUUGCACCAGCAGCUCACCAAACUCAUCAACGGCAAGCCGCGUAUUUUGCAAGGCAAUCUGGGCGACGAGAACACCGAUCCUGCAGCACAGCCACUCUUCUGGAUAUCCAAGUGGGUGGACUACAGCGACAAGUAUGGUUUUGGCUACCAGCUCUGCGAUGAGGGUAUCGGCGUGAUGUUCAACGACACCACUAAGCUGAUCCUACUGCCCAAUCAGAUCAACGUGCACUUCAUCGACAAGGACGGCAAGGAGAGCUACAUGACCACCACAGAUUACUGCAAGACGCUGGAUAAAAAAAUGAAACUCCUAUCCUAUUUCAAGCGCUACAUGAUCGAGCAUUUGGUGAAGGCAGGCGCCAACAAUGUGAACAUCGAAAGCGAUCAGAUCUCGCGAAUGCCGCACUUGCACUCUUGGUUCCGCACAACUUGCGCCGUGGUCAUGCAUUUAACCAACGGAUCCGUGCAGCUUAACUUUUCGGAUCACAUGAAGCUCAUCCUUUGCCCACGCAUGAGUGCCAUCACUUAUAUGGAUCACGAGAAGAAUUUCCGCACCUACCGAUUCUCGACUAUUGUGGAGAACGGCGUGUCUAAAGAUUUGUAUCAGAAGAUACGCUAUGCCCAGGAAAAACUUAGGAAAAUGCUGGAAAAGAUGUUUAUCUAAAAAAAAAUCGGCAAACUAUCAUUUAAGGCCGAAUGUUAGUUUAAGUUAAUCCACGAAUGCCCUGGCCAACUUCACAUUUAUGCCCCCAAACAGAUCCUCUGCCAUGCGUUUUUUAAAUUGUAGUUUCUGUUCAAAUUUAUUUGAUUGUUCGAUGUUAGAGUUUAUUUGUUUUCGCCUUUCCCCUUCAUUUACUGAAUAAGUUCAUCGUCAAUGUUGGGCCGCUCUUUAGAAACUGUUUGUUUUUUGCACACGAUCACUUAAUAAAAUUACAAAGAGAUAAAUUAGGUAUUUAAACUAAGAAAUGGUUCUCAGAGAAUGGCUCUGCCAAAUCCCAACUAUCCCAGCUGACUGAUAAUUCAAUUUAAAUGCUGGAUACAUAAUAAAACUUGUAGUAUAGUAUUCAUUGCUUGUAAUAUGCUACGGCGCCGUUAAACAAAAUAAAAAACUUUCGAUUGAAUGCGGAGCAUAACACUGCUUCCUAAUUCGCAUUGGCCGGAAACAACGUUCGUGAUAAGAUACAAUUUGUAAUUGCUUUCAAACGACAAAGCGUAUUUAUAAUUUAAUAAAAUAACUGGAAAUAAACAUUUUUAUCAAUUGA